Messenger RNA from Lactuca saligna, 324 nucleotides. NCBI's taxonomy places the organism in Eukaryota, Viridiplantae, Streptophyta, Magnoliopsida, Asterales, Asteraceae. The record is from the annotation of a GenBank genome assembly.
AUGUUUCUCUUGGUGUUGGCGCCUCCCACCUCUGACCUGCGUCUAGCCCCUCCCCACCAUCCAAUGCUUUCCAGCGUCACCCAGCCGAUGGAGCCCCUCAUCUCCGGCAAUCUCACCUCGCCUGCCCUUGCCAGCAACAUUAGGUCCGGUGAAAUCAUCGGUUUUGGCAAUUUUCUUUCCAUCAUUGGUACUACCGGAAAGCUUAGUUGGCAGGAGGAUUUGCUUACUUUGGCUAAUGCAGAUACAACAGUCUCUGCAGCAUCAAUGGAAGAUGAUGUUUUGGCUAAUUUGAUCAGAGGCUUCACAUCCCCUUCUACAAUAUAA